CUCUCCAUCUCUCUGCUCCCUCCCUGCAGAUCACCAGCCAGCAUGGCCGCCACCGCUGCUGUCAGCCCCAGCGAGUACCUGCAGCCCGCGGCCUCCACUGCCCAGGACUCCCAGCCCUCCCCGCUCGCCCUCCUCGCAGCCACGUGUAGCAAGAUCGGUCCCCCCGCUGUGGAAGCUGCUGUGGCUCCUCCUGCUCCUCCUCAGCCAACACCUCGGAAACUCAUUCCCAUCAAACCUGCUCCUCUCCCUCUGGGCUCCAGUAAGAACAGCUUUGGGAUCCUGUCGUCGAAAGGAAACCUCUUCCAGAUCCAGGGCUCUCAGGUUGGCACCUCCUACCCCGGGGGGCAGCUGGUGUUUGCCAUUCAGAAUCCAACUGUCAUCAACAAGGGGACACGUUCCUCCACCAACAUCCAGUACCAGGCAGUGCCCCAGCUCCAGGCCGUGGGGGGACAAACCAUCCAGGUCCAACCCAACCUCACCAACCAGAUCCAGAUUAUUCCAGGCACUAAUCAAGCCAUCCUCACUCCUUCCUCUUCCUCUCACAAGCCCGUGCCCAUCAAACCAGCUCCAGCACAGAAGGCUGGAGCUUCUCCAGCACAAGGCAACGUGGUCAAAUUAACUGGUGGCAGCAACGUGACUCUGACCCUGCCUGUGAACAACCUGGUGAAUCCCGCUGAGCAGGGCCCUCAGGCUCAGAUCCUUACAGAAAGCCCCUCAAAACCCAACAAAAAGCCUCGGAAGAAAGCCAUGUCCCCUGCCCACCCCACUGCCAUGGCCGUGGCCGAGCAGGUGGAGACCGUCUUGAUAGAGACCACGGCAGAGAACAUCAUCCAGGCAGGCAACAACCUGCUGAUCGUGCAGAGCCCAGGCUCGGGCCAGCCAGCUGUGCUGCAGCAGGUCCAGGUGGUGCAGCCCAAGCAGGAACCUCCGAUGGUGCAGAUCCCACAGCAGGCCCUGCGGGUGGUCCAGGCUGCCUCUGCCACCCUCCCCACCAUCCCCCAGAAACCCUCCCAGAACUUCCAGAUCCAGACGACGGAACCCACCCCCACCCAGGUCUACUUCAGAACGCCCUCGGGUGAGCUGCAGACGGUGCUUCUCCAGGAAGCCUCGGCGCUUCCCGUGCUUCCUCCAGUCGGGGCCUUGCAGGACUUCUGGCUGCUGCCUGGGGAGGAAAUGAGUGGAGUCGGGUCUCAGCCUGUGUCCCCUCCAAAGGGCUGCUCUGAGGGCCUCAAGUGCCCCUGCCACAGCUGCCGGGUGCUGCCACCUCCCGGUGCUCCCGAGCCUGGAGAGCCCCUUUUAGCUCCGGGGCCUGGAGACCCAGGGAAGAAGAAACACAUCUGCCACAUCCCAGAGUGUGGGAGGACCUUCCGCAAGACCUCCCUGCUGCGUGCCCACGUGAGGCUGCACACGGGGGAGAGACCCUUUGUCUGCAACUGGGUCUUCUGCGGGAAGCGCUUCACCCGCUCCGACGAGCUGCAGAGACACGCCAGGACACACACAGGUCUGAGCACUGCAGG
Messenger RNA from Chaetura pelagica (chimney swift), 1517 nucleotides. It is a transcript of the gene SP2, whose product is annotated as Sp2 transcription factor. The transcript is spliced from 6 exons. Gene Ontology annotation, biological process: regulation of transcription by RNA polymerase II. The record is from RefSeq and is a predicted model, not a curated record. Gene Ontology annotation, molecular function: RNA polymerase II cis-regulatory region sequence-specific DNA binding; DNA-binding transcription factor activity, RNA polymerase II-specific. Lineage: Eukaryota; Metazoa; Chordata; Aves; Apodiformes; Apodidae. The annotation marks the transcript as partial.